Cutaneotrichosporon oleaginosum is the source of this 1122-nucleotide messenger RNA. RefSeq lists its product as uncharacterized. The record is from RefSeq and is a predicted model, not a curated record. NCBI's taxonomy places the organism in Eukaryota, Fungi, Basidiomycota, Tremellomycetes, Trichosporonales, Trichosporonaceae.
AUCAACGGCGCCGGCCGCCUCCGGCCAGCGUGCAUGCUUUCGCACCUCUGCGCAACAGGUGCUUUGCGCACGGUGCAUGCACGAUGGGCAUAAAUGGCGCGCAGCGACUAACCGAGUUGGAGCACUCAGCUUCACAGCAACUAUGACUUCGUCCACUAUCCCUUCAUUUACACUGGGCCGCGUUCUGAAGCUCGGCUCCCUCGCCGGCUUGACCUACGCGGCCUUCGAAACCGCCCGCCUCAACUACCGCUAUCCGCUGCACGUGGGAAGCUCGGCGCCGCCGUCUUCGGCUGCUUUGUGGCCUGCGGGCCUCGGCGCCAUCUACGAGAUCCGCGCCCUCACGCGCAUCCCGCGUGGCGCAGACCCGCGUGAAACGCUCCUCAACGCCUUCUACGAUACGUGGACACUGCGUGUCGAGGCCUUCAUCUACCGCAAGUUCGGGGCGGAAUGGGUGAUUGAACCUCCCCCCGCAUCCGCAUCAUCCCUUGCACAGCCGCAGAGGGCCCCCGUCAAGCUCGAGCCGCCGGACCGCGAGUUUGCCAGCCGACCGCCCGCGGCACCGUAUACGCCUCCGCCCACACCAGCCUCGCCCGGCACCACCACUCCCACUCCCGAAACGCUGCCGACCGGAUACGCGUCCGGCCUGUUCCCCGUUCUCGGCCGCACCGCUGAGUCCACGAUGGUCUUCUGGGGCUCUAUCAAUAACACGGGUGGCGCCCAGCUCCUCACCUGCACCCGCGUGCCCAACUCGAGGUCUGACGAGGUGCAGAUCUCGUUCGGAUGCGCCGAGACACCAUUCCUAAAGGAGGGCACUGUCAUCGGUUGGGUCGGCACAACGUUCCACCGCAUGUACAUGCGCUUCCUCGUCGAUCGUGCGGCUCGGCGGAUGGAGAAGUGGGCCGGCACGGCUGACAGUCGUCAGUGAUUCGCACGAGGAUUUGCGCACUGGAGCUUAAUGAGACCACGGACGGGGAGAAUAUUGUAUAAUAAAACUAGACUUUAUCCGCAUGUGCUUUUACAUACUGCUCCCAUCUGCAAAACUUGUCUGUUGCAUAUGUCUUGCAAUACAUUAUGUACAUACAUUUAUCUGAUGCAAACUCCUACUUUCGCAUACUUCAGCCC